Paramecium tetraurelia is the source of this 285-nucleotide messenger RNA. RefSeq lists its product as uncharacterized. The transcript has a single exon. Lineage: Eukaryota; Ciliophora; Oligohymenophorea; Peniculida; Parameciidae. The record is from RefSeq and is a predicted model, not a curated record.
AUGAAAAUACUUUAAGUACAGAGAUAUAGAUUUAUAUUGAAUUUAGAAUUUCUAUAUGCAUUUGAGAAACCAGCAAUCUGUAAUAAAAAUAUUGCGAGUUGUCGUAAUAAUUCUGCAAGAUUGUCAGCCUUUGAUUUAAUGAAUGUAAGUAGUAAUAAAGCUAAUGAAAAAAAAACAUUCUCGAUUGCUUUAAACUAUUUUAAAAACGAAGAGAGAAAAACAAUCACUAAGAGAUAAUCAGAGAACCUUUAUGGAUUUUCAAAGGUAUCGUCUAAAAUUAAAUGA